Drosophila innubila is the source of this 2341-nucleotide messenger RNA. RefSeq names its product long-chain-fatty-acid--CoA ligase 4-like. Gene Ontology annotation, cellular component: lipid droplet; endoplasmic reticulum; plasma membrane. The coding region runs from base 16 to 2145 and encodes 709 amino acids. The record is from RefSeq and is a predicted model, not a curated record. Gene Ontology annotation, biological process: neuron differentiation; long-chain fatty acid metabolic process; long-chain fatty-acyl-CoA metabolic process. Lineage: Eukaryota; Metazoa; Arthropoda; Insecta; Diptera; Drosophilidae. Gene Ontology annotation, molecular function: palmitoyl-CoA ligase activity. The transcript is spliced from 2 exons.
CAAAACUAUGAAAAUAUGUUGAGCUUUUGGGUACAGUGCGCACUGGUUCCCAUCAAAGCGUUGUUGUUUAUAUUCGACAUUGUAACGCUACCCAUAUAUUUUAUAUUACAGGCACCAUGGAAAGCUGGGCAGGACUCGAAGCGUGUGAAGGCAAGGAUCAUCAAGAGUAAUAGAGAUGCGUUGACAUACCGAACAACGGAGCCACCAAGAUCGGUUCAUGUGAAAAUGCUGCAGGAGAACAUUGAUACGCUGGAGAAGGUGCUAAACUAUGUGGCGAAGACAUAUUCCAGCAAACAAUGCCUGGGCACACGACAGAUUAUCAGCGAGGAGGACGAACCACAGCCGAACGGACGCAUCUUCAAGAAAUAUAACAUGGGUGACUACAAAUGGAAGAGCUACCUCGAGACGGACCGAAUGGCCAACUACUUUGGACGUGGACUUCGGGAGCUGGGCCAACCUGCACGCCAAAAAAUCGUCAUAUUCGCAGAGACUCGCGCCGAGUGGUUGAUUGCCGCCCAUGGAUGCUUUAAACAGUCCAUGCCCAUUGUCACAGUCUAUGCCACGCUGGGUGACGAUGGUGUGGCCCACUGUAUCGCCGAAACGGAAGUGACCACAGUCAUUACAUCGCACGAUCUACUGCCCAAGUUUAAGACCAUACUUCCCAACUGCCCUAAUAUAAACACAAUCAUCUACAUGGAGGACCAGUUACAUAAGACACCAACCACGGAAUUCACGGAAGAUAAUCGGGUCAAAAUUUUGCCAUUCACAAAAGUUGUUAAAAAUGGAAGCUACAGCAAAUGUGAGAACGUGCCACCAAAAGGAGAUGAUAUUGCCAUCAUAAUGUACACAUCCGGUUCAACCGGUACUCCGAAGGGCGUGAUGUUAUCACACAAGAAUUGCAUUGCGAGCAUGAAGGGCUUUUGUGAUAUGGUUAGUAUAUAUCCAGAUGACGUCCUGAUCGGCUUUCUCCCACUUGCACACGUUUUCGAACUGCUGGCGGAGAGUGUCUGCCUGAUGACGGGCAUCUCGAUUGGCUACUCGACACCCUUGACCCUCAUCGAUUCGAGCACCAAGAUCAAGCGAGGAUGCAGGGGAGAUGCCUCUGUGUUGAAGCCAACGUGCAUGACUUCGGUGCCGUUGAUACUCGAUCGCAUCUCGAAGGGCAUCUACGACAAGGUGAACACAGGUUCUACCUUCCAGAAAUCGAUCUUUGAGCUGCUCUAUCAGUACAAGGUCAAGUGGAUAAAUCGUGGCUUCCAGACACCUCUGACUGACUUGUUCGUAUUCAAGAAGGUGGCCAAUUUGUUGGGAGGCAAGGUUCGUCUCAUUUUGUCUGGCGGGGCGCCGCUUUCAGCCGAAACUCACGAGCAGAUCAAGACGUGCCUCUGCCUGAACCUAAUUCAGGGUUAUGGCCUGACUGAGACCAGCUCAGCAGCUACUGCCAUGGAUACAGCUGACAUGACCUAUGGACGGACUGGCGGUCCUCUGACCAUUUGCGAUAUACGUUUGGUCAACUGGGAGGAGGGCAACUAUCGUAUCUCCAACAAACCCUUUCCCCAGGGAGAGAUCCUGAUCGGUGGUGAUUGCGUUUCCGUGGGCUACUACAAUCUGCCAUCCAAGACCAACGAGGACUUCUUUGUGGAGGACGGACGACGCUGGUUUAGGACCGAUGACAUUGGCGAAAUCCAAGCUGAUGGCGUACUAAAGAUCAUUGAUCGCAAAAAGGAUCUUGUCAAGCUGCAAGCCGGCGAAUAUGUGUCCCUGGGCAAAGUCGAAACGGAGCUCAAGACAUGCAGCAUCAUUGAGAACAUAUAUGUUUAUGGCGAUUCCACGAAACGAUUCACAGUAGCCCUUGUCGUGCCCGAUCAGCAUCAGCUCCUCCAACUGGCCGCCAGCAUUGGCGUCUGCGACAAAUCGUUCCAGGAGCUCUGCUCCUCCCAAAUCAUGGAGAAAGCCAUACUCAAGGAAAUCGCCGAGCAUGCCAGCAAACGCAAACUGCAAAAGUUCGAAGUCCCCAUGGCCGUAACGCUCUGCAAUGAGGUGUGGUCCCCGGACAUGGGUCUCGUCACAGCUGCCUUUAAGCUGAAACGCAAGAAUAUCCAGAGCCGAUACCAAAAGGAUAUCAACCGCAUGUACGCUUCAUGAACGUGAAUCCAAGCUUUCAACGCUGAAACGAUGAAAAUUCUUUUAAGUAUUUCUAGACACACAUAUAGUUUUUUUUUUUUUUUAUAUAUAAAAUUUGCCUGCUCUACUUUUGUUUUACCUAAAAUAUUACACUUCCUAACUAAUUUCUGUAUGAUUUAUGUAUGAUAAAAAUUAUACGUAUGUAUUUGUUUACAUU